AUGGCCCAUAAUCUGGCUCAAUGUAGGACAGUCAUUCAAAAGGCAGUCUCGGGUGGCGCGAAGGCUCUUUUCCUACCUGAGGCUUCGGAUUGGAUCUCAUCCUCCCCGGACGAGUCUCUUUCUCUAUGCCGACCCGCCGACAGGUCGCCAUUCCUGCUUGGUCUCCAAGAGGACGCAAAGAAGCACUCACUCCCGAUCUCUGUCGGCGUUCACGAACCUUCAACAGACCCGCAGAGCAAAAAGAUCCGAAACACGCUCCUAUGGAUCAACGCUCAAGGCGAGAUUGCACAUCGAUACGCCAAGGUGCAUCUCUUCGAUAUCGACCUACCGGGCCGGCCGCCCAUGAAAGAGAGCCAGACCAUUGAGCCUGGCAACGAGAUCUUAGCACCAUUCGAGACGGUCGUUGGCCGGAUAGGCUCGAUGAUUUGCUUCGACUUGCGAUUCCCGGAGAUCUCACUCGCGCUCAAACGACAAAAGGCUGAUGUGAUCUUGUAUCCUUCUGCCUUUACCGUGCCAACAGGCAGGGCCCACUGGCUUCCUCUCCUGCAAGCACGAGCGAUCGAGUGUCAAGCCUACGUCAUUGCUGCUGCGCAAGUUGGCAAGCAUAAUGAGAAGCGGACAAGCUAUGGGCACAGCAUUGUCAUCAGCCCUUGGGGGGAGGUGAUUGCUGAGCUUGGUGGCGAGUCCAAGGAAGAGCCGGAAGUAAUCUUUGCUGAUAUCGAUCUGAAUCGGAUCAAGAAGGUCAGGGCGGAGAUGCCGCUGCUCCGGAGAACGUAA
Messenger RNA from Saxophila tyrrhenica, 777 nucleotides. RefSeq names its product Carbon-nitrogen hydrolase (gene NIT2). The transcript has 2 exons. Gene Ontology annotation, molecular function: hydrolase activity, acting on carbon-nitrogen (but not peptide) bonds, in linear amides. Bases 1 to 777 code for a protein of 258 amino acids. Lineage: Eukaryota; Fungi; Ascomycota; Dothideomycetes; Mycosphaerellales; Extremaceae. The record is from RefSeq and is a predicted model, not a curated record.